Messenger RNA from Scutellospora calospora, 277 nucleotides. The record is from the annotation of a GenBank genome assembly. NCBI's taxonomy places the organism in Eukaryota, Fungi, Glomeromycota, Glomeromycetes, Diversisporales, Gigasporaceae.
GAUAGUUGCUCAUGGUUAUGGUCGUAGUCACGGACAAAAUAGAAAAAUGCUAAAACAAUACAAUAAUGAAGAUUUAGAAGAUAUAGACAAAUUAUGGUUAGUUCCAUCAGAUAAUGCUUUAGCUGUCACAUUUCUUGAUCCAAGGUUCAAAUAUUUUAAUUGGGCAACAAGUACUGAACGAAACAAAAUACAAAAUUUAUUAGAAGCAGAUUCUGCACAAACAAACAUGGAAGAAGAGAAUGAAGUAAUACAUUAUGUAAAGUUUCAAAAAAUUAAG